AUGAUAGACCACUCCUUAGUCCUUAUAAAAUCUCUUCCCCCUCCUUUUACUUCCUCUCCUCUGGCUUUUACCUUUCUCUCCUCUGUUUUUAAGAACAAAGUGCAUCAAAUCUCUCUCUCUCUCUUCCUCACAAACUGGAAACAAAUGGGACAGAAGACUGUCAGUCUGAGCAGAGCGUAAUUUAAGUAUUGUUUGAAGAAGAAGAAGAAGAAUAUGGGUACCCAAUCUUCAUUCUUGGUGGAUGCUCUCUACUGUGAAGAAGAAAAGUGGGGAGAAGAGAUGGAAGAUGAAACUGAGGAUUCUGAAACAACCACCUUAACAACAACAACAAGAACAGAAGACACUCAUCCUCCUGUUGUUGUUCUUCCUCUGGUGUUGGUGGAGCAAGACAUGUUCUGGGAAGACGAGGAGCUUCUCUCUCUCUUCUCCAAAGAAAAACUCACCCACUUCAUCUCCGACCCUUCUCUCUCUCUCCCCAGAACAGAAGCCGUCCACUGGAUCCUCAAAGUCACUUCCCACUACGGAUUCUCCGCCUUGACUCCAAUCUUAGCCGUCAAUUAUCUCGACAGAUUCCUCUCCACCCUUCACUACAAGAAAGACCAGCCCUGGAUGGUUCAACUCGCCGCCGUCACUUGCCUUUCCUUGGCAGCAAAAGUUGAAGAAAUCCAUGUCCCCCUUCUUCUAGAUUUCCAGGUGGAGGAUGCAAAAUAUGUGUUUGAAGCGAAGACCAUACAGAGAAUGGAGCUUUUGGUGCUGUCCACGCUGAAAUGGAGGAUGAACCCAGUUACCCCACUCUCAUUUCUUGAUCACAUUAUAAGGAGACUUGGAUUGAAGAACCAUCUUCACUGGGAGUUCUUCAGAAGAUGCGAGUGUCUCCUUCUCUCUCUCAUUCCUGAUUCAAGAUUGGUACGCUAUUUGCCGUCUGUAUUGGCGGCUUCAACCAUGCUUCACGUCAUUCGUCAAGUUGCGCCUUGCAAUGCCGACCACUACCAAAACCAACUUCUGGGUGUCCUCAAAAUCAACCAGGAGAAAGUGGAGGAUUGCUACCAAGUCAUCCUCCAAGAUUUGUCAAACAAGAAGCGCAAACACAAUAGUAACAACGUUAAUGAAGAUGUUCCGGGCGGUUGUGUGAUUGAUCCAAAUUUGAGCUGCGAAGAAAGCUCAUCAUCAUCAUCAGAUGAAUCAUGGGGGGGCAUACAGCCUCUCAUGAAGAAAAGCAGAAUCCAAGAGCUAGUUAUAUGAAAUUAAGAUCCAUUUCUUUUACAAAUUAUUGGUUGAUCUGAGCAACAAAUUGUAUGCGUGCUUAAACGUUCAAGUUCGUCUCGUCUCGUCUCGUCUUCUACAGACAUAAAAAUGGAGAAAAGACAAAAAUAGCAACCAAGAAUAUGAAUAUAUGUGCACUCCAUCUCCUCUCUGUUUCUCUCUCUGAUCUACUCAUCAGUGAUCCUUAUCAAUCUCAAGUCCCUUUCAUGCACAA
This is a messenger RNA of Ipomoea nil (Japanese morning glory), 1477 nucleotides long. RefSeq names its product cyclin-D3-1-like. Gene Ontology annotation, molecular function: cyclin-dependent protein serine/threonine kinase regulator activity. Gene Ontology annotation, biological process: mitotic cell cycle phase transition; regulation of cyclin-dependent protein serine/threonine kinase activity. Gene Ontology annotation, cellular component: nucleus; cytoplasm; cyclin-dependent protein kinase holoenzyme complex. The record is from RefSeq and is a predicted model, not a curated record. The transcript has 4 exons. NCBI's taxonomy places the organism in Eukaryota, Viridiplantae, Streptophyta, Magnoliopsida, Solanales, Convolvulaceae. Bases 214 to 1242 code for a protein of 342 amino acids.